Messenger RNA from Lindgomyces ingoldianus, 4051 nucleotides. RefSeq names its product ARM repeat-containing protein. NCBI's taxonomy places the organism in Eukaryota, Fungi, Ascomycota, Dothideomycetes, Pleosporales, Lindgomycetaceae. The transcript is spliced from 4 exons. The record is from RefSeq and is a predicted model, not a curated record. The coding region runs from base 183 to 3935 and encodes 1250 amino acids. Gene Ontology annotation, cellular component: cytoplasm; exon-exon junction complex. Gene Ontology annotation, molecular function: protein binding; RNA binding. Gene Ontology annotation, biological process: nuclear-transcribed mRNA catabolic process, nonsense-mediated decay.
UUACAUUCCCGUCGCUCUGCAACAUCACUGAAUUUUCUCGCCAUCUGCGAGCUGAACGAGCUGCGACUAAUCAAAUGCACACAUACUCUGCACCCGACAUAGCGAAAUUCUAUGUGUGCAAUACCUAGCCGACACCCUGCUAUCACCGCACACCCUCGCUCGACUGCGGGAUAGGCUGCCCCAUGGAGAGGCAGAGAAAACGGGAGCUCCGCGAGCUCAACUUCCGGGCAUGGGCUGGCCACCAAGAUGUCUUCCCGGUCCAAAGCUCCCUCGAUUCAUCCAUGAAGAAGAACACUGCAUUCAUCAAAAGACUUAGAACGGCUAUUACCGCCUCUUCGCAGUCCCAAUUCGUCCACGACAUUCGUACUCUCUCCCUCCACAAAUACCUCUCUGAGAUAAUUUCAGCUUGCUAUGAAGGCCUAUGCAAGCUCAAGUCACCCGGCGAAAUCGCAGCUGGUGUCGAGAUCGUCAGUGCUCUUCACCAAAGAUUUGGGCCAGGCGAGUUCACCAGUUACAUUGCGUGGUACAUUGGCCGAGGCUUGAGUACGCCAGACAAGUCACAUCUGAAGACACUAGCCCAGGAUGUUCGCGAGAGGGAAGAGAAGGAGCGUCUCGCGCGCCAGCGAGUGCUCCUGCGAGUAACGACCGAGCUUUGGCUCGUGGCAGUAUUGAGGAGCUUAGACGACGUCUCUCGACCGGAAGAAGCUGCGGUCAAGGGCAAAGAUGCCGCGAAACUCGGCGAAAGCUCAGGAAGAGCUAAAGUGACCGCUAAUGGCAACCGGGCGGACAAUGCUGAUGCGGAGCCCUUUCCAUUGGAAGUCUUGAAGGACAUGCUUGGACAUGAUAGGGAGCACAUCAACUUACCACUGGUCGUUAUAUUCGUCAAAGCCUUUGCUUGGGAUAUCCUAGGAGCUAAGACAUCUUCUGCAGAGGGCCGCAAGACUGUGACUGAGGACGGGGCUACGACUGCGGACAAGAAUGAGGACAAUUCUGCCAGCGAUGAAGACGAUACUGGGGCCGAAGACCCACCAAUCACCUCACCAGAGCUACGACAGCGAUUCAAGAACAUUCUAACUCGAUACUUUGAAGAUGUGAAGGCGCAUCUGUUGCGUGACCAAAAGCAGCUAGUCAAUCAGGGACGCAAGAAUGCAGAAGCUUACGUCAAGUCAGGUGAGGUGUUUGAGGAUCGCCAGGCCAAUUACGAGAAGCAGGUGAAGGCGCAAGAGAGACUUGCUACCAACGCCCAGAUUUUGGCUGAUGCUAUUGGCGCGGAGAUGCCCGAUUUGAAGGAGAAGGACAGCUCAGCAAACGCAGGGGAUGGGGUCAUCGGGCUCGUCAAAACUAAAGACUAUCUGCGUGGUCAAGGGGAUGGACCUGGAAUCUGGGAAGAUGAGGAGGAGCGUAGAUUUUACGAAAAUAUGAUUGACCUAAAGGAUCGUGUCCCGGGGAUUCUGCUGGAGGAGCCAAAAAAGAAGAAGGCUGAUAAUGAUGAACAAGUCGGCAAGAAGGUCGAGACCAAACUUGAAGCAGAGAGCAAGGAGAAAUGGGAGCCUUCAGCUGAGACACAAGCUACGGAAGCUGAUGACCAGUCAACUGCAAUAGCAAACAAGUCCGUUGGUGCCCAGGUUGACGCCAUCCUUGCCCGUCUGCCAGAAUUGAAUACCAAGGAUAUGGUUGACCAGGCUGCCAUCGACUUCUGCUUCUUGAACUCGAAGGCUUCGCGCAACCGCCUUAUCAAAGCUGUUCAGGAUAUACCUAAGGGCCGCUCUGACUUGCUGCCACUCUAUUCAAGGCUGAUCGCAACCCUCGGGAAGUACAUGCCCGAUGUAUCUCAAGGUCUUGUGUCCUACCUCGAUGAUGAAUUCCGCAGCCUUCAGCGCCGCAAAUCGAAGGAUUUCCUUGGACAGGUCCGCACGCAGAAUGUUCGCUAUCUUGCAGAGCUCACCAAGUUCGGAGUUGUGCCCGAGCAUGUCAUAUUCCACUGCUUGAAAGUUAGUCUCGAUGACUUCUCUAGGAUGAAUAUUGAAAUCACCUGUAACCUGCUCGAGAAUUGCGGUCGAUAUUUGCUUCGUAACCCAGACACCUCUCCGCGAAUGGCCUCCUUCCUCGAGACCCUCCAGCGCAAAAAGGCGGCCCAAGUUCUCGGGCAGCAGGAACGCAUGUUGAUUGAGAAUGCCAUCUACUACGUCAAUCCACCUGAGCGUGCGGCUAUUGAGCAAAAAGAGAGGACUCCAAUCGAACUGUUUCUCCGCAAGCUUAUCUACACAGAUUUGACCAAACGUACCUUGGACCAAAUCGUCAAGCAGAUUCGCAAGCUUCACUGGGAAGAGGACGAUAUUGUAAAACUCCUUCACAAGGUCUUCGCGAAACCCGGGAAAAUCAAGUACAGCAAUAUCCAUCUCUUAGCGGUCAUCCUAGGCUCUCUUCAUCGCUAUCAUCAGGACUUUACUAUUUCGGUGAUUGAUGAUGUUAUCGAGUCGAUAACAUUUGGACUCGAGCUGAACGAUUUUAAGUUCAAUCAACGCCGGAUUGCGGAGGUGAAGUACCUGGGCGAACUGUAUAUCUACCGAAUGGUAGACUCACCCUUGAUCUUUGAUACCCUCUAUAAGCUUCUCAACUAUGGAUACGAAGGUGGCUAUGCUCGCCCUGGACUCGUCAACCCAUUAGAUUUGCCAGACGAUUAUUUCCGCAUUCGUUUGGUCUGUAACCUAUUGGAAACCUGCGGCAUGUACUAUGACAAGGGUGCUGCGAAGAAGAAGCUUGAUUUCUUCCUAACCUACUUCCAAUACUACAUCUGCACCAAAGACCCUCUUCCGAUGGACGUCGAAUUCAUCGUGCAAGAUGCUUACAUGCUCACUCGGCCUCAAUGGAAGCUGAUCACCAACCUAGAGGAAGCUUCUCGCUCGUUUGCCGAAGCCGUUAAACAAAAUUAUCAAACAUCAACGAUCGACAAGCCGGUUGAGGCGGAUGAAGACGAAUCUGCUUCUGACGACAAUGACGAUGGUCCAGAUGAUGAAGAUGUGGCUGUGCCGGAUGGUGAAGAUGAUAAGUCUUCUGGCGAAGAAGGAGAGUGGUUGACAAAGAAGCAGGCUUCGGAAGAUGAUGAACCUAUCGAACGUGUACUAGAUGACGACGAGGAGGAGCAAAUUGUCGUUACCCGACAAGAAGAUGAACGUGACCCCGAAGCUGAGGCUGAUUUUGAUCGCGAGCUUGCGAAAAUGAUGUCCGAGAGUCUAGACUCUCGGAAAUUUGAGCGCAAACCGGUUUUCGACGUUCCCCUGCCUAUGCGUCGCGGACGUGACGCAGCUGCCACUGCAGAAGACAGCGGAGGAGAAGCACCGGCUCCUUCUCACGCUCCUCCGGUGCAAACCAUGAAGUUCUCCCUGCUCAGCAAGCGUGGAAACAAGCAGCAGACUCGUGCUAUUGAUCUACCAUCCGAUUCUAACUUCGCCCUGGCGAUGCGUAGCAAGCAACAGGCCGAAAGAGAGGAACAGCAGCGGAUUAAGAACCUCGUCUUGAACUACGAUCUUCGAGACGACAACGACACAGACGGUGAUUCUCCGUUUCAUUUCUCACUUCAACCUAAUUUUAAUCGGAAGCGUACUGAGACUGGACAAGGGCUCGACAAAACACAUAAUCCGUACGCACAACCGCGUCUUGACAAGGCAGGUAAUAAUCGCAGCAAUCAACGGGCUAGGAAACUGCAGCUCAGUGACGUCAACUGGUACGACAAAACUUCUCCUUCACAAUCUCGCUCUCAGUCUCAGUCAACUUCCACAAUCACGUCGCCCGAAACAGAUCCAACGGUAUCUGAUAGGCGGAAUUCCUUCUUUUCUACCCGAUCUCGCGGGCCUCAGCGCAAGCUACAUGAUCGCUCGAAGGAAAACGCUCCUCGUGGGAGAGGAUUCCAGCGCUCUUACACACCUGUUGGCUAACCACGAUGCCGUUACUUUUCUAGGACUUGAUCUGAUCCUCAACGAUGCUAUAGCUAGCAUCUGUAUUACCGGUUGGCUACUGUACUAUACCGUAUGCACUACCCGCUGCUCUGCCG